AGUCACCACCACUAGGGGGCUGCCGCAAGGGUUCCCAGUGUCAAUAUCGUCCAGUCUGCUGCUAGACACCGCGUAGUACGGGUGCCUCGCUGCCUCACCAUACCGUUUAUCACUCGCCACGUGUCCAACACCUACUUCUUCACUUCGCUUGUUCUCGUCAACUAACAUAAUUCAAAGUGAUGAUAUUUCGACGUGUCCUGGUGUAGAUUCUGUGACGCUAACUAUCAUUUCAACAUUUGUUGGAUAAAACUUUAUCGCCUUUUCAAUAUUCCUCAAACGUUUGGUUAAGUUGUGUUGGGGGGAGUGCCGGUGUGAGUGUGUGGAGGCAGUAACAGUAAUUCAUCCAUACAUUCUCUCCACUUCGAUGCGGGUUUUCCACAUGAUGUAUGUUGCCUGCUGAUGAGGGAAACUACCAAGAGAGGUGUGAGGAAGGACGCGUGAGAGGACAGGAGCCUUGGGAAGCUUGCCGUUGUUGGUGCUAACAUGUUGCUGAUUCGCGGUUUCCUGCUGUUGUUGCUGGUGCUGAUGGUGAUGGUCCCGCAGGCUGACGCCCGUCGGAGGAGUGUACUCAAACGUCAGAACGACCAUGGCCACGACCAUCACCGCCACGACACUCGCAGAGAGCUCCGGCUCCGGCGCAGACGAAUCCGCCAUGCCACGCUGCCCACGCCUGUCAGGCACACAGAGUCUAGCGAGGGAAUCCCUGUGGGCGAGGCUGUGGAUGAUCCCCAGUGCCCGCCCCCGAUGAAACCCUUCGAAAGAGAGAUGUGCAGCGCCCCCGCCUGUCUCCACCACCACCAGUGUUCACAGGGGCGCGCCUGUUGCUUCAACGGCUGCCUUCACACCUGCCUCCUCCAGGUGGACAGUCCUCCAGUGAUAGACUGGCUGGAGGACACGGGCUCCAUCUUGCCUAUUCUGGAAGAGUCGGCGCCACCAAAGCUCCCAGUGCGGUACGAGGACUUGUCUUUCGCCGAAGGCAGAGGAGAGGCAGUUCACCUCCCUGGCGGGUGUACGAUAUCUGGCUCCCAGUACUCCCAGCUCCAGAACUUUAUGAAGGCUCCCAGUAUCGAAAACUGCAUGUGUAACCAGGGUGAGGUGGUGUGCGCCGUCAAGAUGUUCAAGUCGUAGUGCUGGGCCACAACCUGCAGCGAGGACCACCCUCCCCUGCUACACUUUAACCCUCGUCAAGAUAUACUUUAGGACGAAUAGCAGAACAGUUGCUGUAGAUACACUGACGAAUGAAGAAGUAAGGUUCAACAUGAUUACAUGAAAACUUCCUCAGACGAGGAUCCUUCGUUGAUGUUUGUGUGUGGCUGCAGCCCAAGUCCAACUACUACAGAAAAUUGUAAAUACAGUAACAAAGGAUUCGUAGCUUAGAAUCAGGUGUAUAUAUUAUGUAAAAAAAAACAGAUAUAUAUUUUUUGCAUAAAUAAUUUCUCAGAAACCUGUAGGAUAUUGAAGAAAUAUUACAUGUAUUUUUGUGUCCAUGGAACCUGAGGACCGGGAGGUGUCCGAGGUGAGAAGAGCAACAUGCUGUCCUCAACACAGCUCCCUCCUCCCUAGUGUGAGUGUUGACAGUGAUGCCAUCUUUAAAGGUGCACCAUUAUUUCACGGUAUUUAGUUGGUGUUUAUUGUUCAUUUAAGGGAAAAUUGGGCAGUGCGCUGAAUCUCUCUUAAAGGCGGAUGUACUCUAGUGUCUUCAGUAGUUAUGGUUAUGACAGUUGGUUCUAAAGGAGGUCUUGGUGAUGUUAGAAGACUUUACAUGGGUCUUAAUGGUGACGUGACCUUAUAACGGCGGUUGUAUCAAGAGGCCUUAAUGAUGUGACAUUUAAUUGUCAUGAGCUGCAAAGAAAUUUAUUAGUUGUGCUGUCGUGCAUUAUUGUAUAUAAUACUUAACAAAACACUCGUCUUGGUUGAUAGCAAACGCCCACGAGAAUGAAUGUACUGAACACACACACACACACACGUGUGAAUAUACACACAUGUGGGUAAGAUAUUCACUCUCAAGGGGUAAAUGUACACUCUCAUUGUCUAUACAUUUAAGUGAAUGAACAUAAAUUCACGUGUGUCUCAUCACACUCACUUUGUUAAUUGUACACACAUAGUACAUACAUGAAGUAAACAUACGUAUGCGAAUGUACACGCGCGUGGGUAAUUGUACACGCGUGAAUUUACAGUACAUGUUCAUAAUACUUGUUGCUUGGUACAGGGUUUUAUCAGCACAAGCGACUCGGUAACUAAGACCUCGUACACCCACACUGUUUUCUUGCUUUACUACUUCAGUAAGAUUUACCAAAAAUAAGUCAGAAUGCAGUUACACCAACGACUCCAGUCUUUCUUUCCGUUUACACGGUGUACGGCAGGAGGCGAUGAACAGUAGGAGUCGCCUUCGGUGCCCUGGAGUAGACUUGAGCUUACUGUCCACUGCUGCCCCACCACAGCAGGGCAUCACUAGUGUUGGGUCCGUGUGUGUGUUGUUGUAUACAUAUCCAACUUUGGUAACGCAAUAACCUGAUAAUGCUAAAGGUUGGUAAUACAAAUUCUUUGUAAUUUAAUGACUACAAUAAAAUGAUAAUGCAAUAACUUAAAGAAACUACAGAAGAUUUACAUAAACUUACUCUGUAAAUAUAUACACUAACAGCAAAAUGUUUUGCUGUAAGUUUGAUGAGUAUUAUCUUUUAAUAUUAUCCAGAGUUAUGGCCGUGUUGUUUAACUUGUUAUUAGUCUCACUGUGAAUGUUAUUUGAGUGUAAUGCUCUCUCCACGCGACUGGUGUAAUGCGCUCACAGAGCCUGCGGGUCGUACACCCAUGAGACCCCACACAUUAGUUGUUAGGACCUGAUCUGUUGAUUAGUUUACCUCCCCGUUAGAACCAUCGCCCUAUUAUAAGAAAAUAUGGAAGUAAACGUCGCCAUUAAAAACUGAGUGAGGCUAAUCCGUCAUAACGACCCACGAGCACGUACUCACUACCCCAAUCAGCUUUAUGGAUCUGCCAUAGUAGAUUUCAGGUGUCAAAUCCUCACUCUCAGCCACUUCUCCUAAUACAGCCUUCCUGCCAGCAGUUGUAUCCUGCUAUUCGGAUACAAGUGUUACAAUUUCAUUAAUUUGAAUGCUUAACGUGUGUAUCGGUAGGCCCACACAAUGCUUAGUAAUCAUUUCCGCUCACUUUAGUCUUGGGAUAGCCUACUGAAGGUCGAUCCUGUCUACUCCGGUGACUAUUUUUACAGGUAGACGGGUAAUCUUUCAUUAUCUCAGAAAGUCGCGACCCUGCCUUGCCAGCUAAGAGGGCGCUUGGAAUCCUACAUAUAAUACCCAGUUUCUACUCUUUAAAAGUGGGUUGGCGAUAUAAACAUCCAGCUGUCUAUAAGUCAAAUGUGUCUGUUGGCAACCGGGCCAUCAGGUACAGUAAUCAUGACUAACCCAGGCAAGCGUGAAAAUGUGACCUUGGAACGGUGGUGGUGGUAGUGGUGAUGAUGGUGAUGAUGAUGAUGAUGAUGGUGGUGGUGAUGAUGAUGAUGAUGAUUGUGAUGGUGAUGUUGAUGGUGUGCAAGAGCUUUAUUAGCAAGUUUCUUAUAACCUAUCUCAGGUUAGUAAUGGGACUGACCCACUUUGGCUUAUAUCAAAGGAGAAUCCAAUUUUACAGACAGUAACUCGAUCCAACUUAAUAUAGGUAGAAGUAAAUGUUGGAGCUGGACCCGAGUAGGUUUUCCCUGGUGUGUUGGAAGAGAACAAAUUAAUCCAACAAAACAAAAAGUAGCUUGUAUGAGGUUAAAUUUGAAGAUGAGUGACAGGAUCUGCAUUGAUUGUUUUUGUCAAGUUUGGCCUCGUGUUCACAUUUGUAUCCAUGUGAAGUUAGGCAAAUCUUCGUGUGUGUAAGUUGGUCUCUCCUCUUAGUCUUUUUGUGUCCCAAUUUCAUCACUUUCCCCAAGUUAGGUUAAGUGUACCAAAUUUUCUGCCCUUAACUUCCUCUCUGCUCAUUCUAGGUUAACUACUCAUACCUAACCUUGUCUGUUUAUUUGAAACUUUGGUUGGUGCUGCCAAACCUUUCCACUGCCCUUAAUCAGGUUAGGUAUACGUGACUUUUAUUCGUCCUAAUUUAGGCUUGUUGUGCCAGAUUUUCUGUUACUCCUAAGUUGGGAUGAUUCAACUCAAUUUAUUCCGUCUGUGCUUAGAGCUGUUUCUCUCGUAUGUGGGCAUGCAACUUCUGUACGUUCAUCUCUUUUAUCCUAAGUUAGACUGACGGCUUAACUCUGUUUCUUUACAUCUUAACUUAGACUAGUUGUGCCUAUAUUUUGUCUGCUCGUCUUACACAAUUAUGUUUGUACUUAAAUAUAUUUCUUGUUAUCCUAAAUUAGCCUGGUGCUUGUGUCUACUCGACUUAUUUUAUGCAGGUUGUGCUUAAUUUAAUUCUUGCAGAAAAAUUUGUCUCCGUCAAAUCACAUUAAUUUCAUAUUUUCUACACUAAUUUGUUUCGAAUCAUUAAUUAGAUAUUGCCUGAGAAUCACCUGUUUCACUAUUUCAUUAUUAAUCAGAUUAAUUUAGGCCUGCGGUAUAUUUAUUUGUAGUAGAUACAGCAAGAGUUAGGUUACAUUUGUUUAUAUAAACUUAUAUGAUAAACUCUGUACAUAGCGUCAACUGGAUCAAACUUACUUGGUCCAGAAAGGUAGUUGAGCAGUCGUCCCACUAGUGUAAAGAUCUAUGCAUUUUCAUCCAAUCAGCAUAAAGGUAAUUUAUACGUUCUCUCCCUAUAAGCAAGAAGGUACCUAUGUUUCCAUUUAAGAACCAUGGAAGUGUUCGUAAUCUCGUUCAAUCACUGGAGAUAGUGUUCUCGUCCACUAAGGGUGGAGGACUGUACCUUAUUUUAUCCUUUAAUAAUAGCUAAAACUCGCUGAAAAUGUUUGUUUCCGUCCAUUUAGAAGGCAUUUGUCCCCCCCCCCCUCCCCCUAAUUAGCAUGAAAGAUUGUGCCUAAUCAUCGUCAAGGUACUUAGUUUGGAAGAGGUGCCUUUUAGGCUGCCAGAUGGAUACAGUACUCGCCUCCUUUUCAAAUUAUCGUUGGUUCGCGAUCAGAGGAAACUUCUAGUCGAAUCAUCUAGGAAUGGGUACCCAACUUUACAUAUAGGGAAGUGUAAACCGAGGAAAGGCUCAGUAUACAGUGUGCUUCUUGUAUGUGCACUGUCCCUGUGGGCCUACUUUAACUACAUCCAGGCAGAUAAUAGUCUGGUCCGGGACGGCACCCAUGUGUUGAGUUACUGUGACCAAAGUAACUUAAAGGUUAACGUUAUGUAGCUAUAUUUUUCAUUAAUCUGUGUACUCUCUCUUUUGUGAUAUUUUAUAUUUUAUCUUUACUUCUGGUCAUUCGUUGAAACUAUUUUGCUGUUUAAAUCCUCCAACAAAUGGUUAAAUUCAGUUUGAUAUGCACUGCUAUAUAUUUUGUCUUGUGCUUUCUAAAAUAUAUAUAUAUAUAUAUAUAAAGCUGCUUGUUUGUGGUUUGUCUGGUGAUAGACGAUGAAUGGGACAUUUUGAUGCUCUCUGUCAGGCUGUUUAGGACGGUGACAUUUGCUGGUGUUUUAAAAUAUUAUUUUUUUAUCAUUUGCUUACAUUAACAUAAAAUAAAAUGUGACAUUUUAAACUAGGAAUCACCAUGGGUUUUGCUUCAUGACAGAUUUAUAUCUUCACAAGAUAUGCCGAAAUAUCUUUUAUUUAUAAAUACUGUACUGUAUAUCGACGGUUCAUUAAUUAUCCGAUUCAUCGACUGAAGCAAAUCACGAUAGUACUACGAUAUGUGUAAAUACUGUGUGUGAUCCAAGUCUAAAUAAUCAUUAUAUUUUCCCGACUUGGAUCAUUAUCAAUUCUUAGGAAAGAAAGCGAAUACUUGGAGGUUAUAUGUAUAAAUGUGAUAUAUUCAUAUUAAUAUUAAAAUAUUAUUUCAUCAACCCUCUUGUGGCAGCUGCUUGACGGUCAGGUUAGGUGAGCGUUGAUGCCACAUAAUAUAUGCGAGGCCUGGUGGGUCUCGGAUCCAUGACUGUGCAUUUAUGUCAAAUCUGUACAAUAACUAUUUUGUUGUGCCAAGUGCAGCUUAUGAAGCUUUAACAGGUACUAUGGACUAAACGAAAAUAAAGGUAUAUAAAAG
Molecule: messenger RNA, 6130 nt
Organism: Homarus americanus (American lobster)
Lineage: Eukaryota; Metazoa; Arthropoda; Malacostraca; Decapoda; Nephropidae
Exons: 5
Coding region: 484-1128 (214 amino acids)
Biological process (GO): regulation of cell growth
Cellular component (GO): extracellular region
Molecular function (GO): peptidase inhibitor activity
Source: RefSeq, a predicted model, not a curated record